CUUCGUCUUCAAAUACCAACAUUAUUUUACGGUUUAACCCCAAACCCAAACCAAGAAUCUGCAUCAUCCUCGCCGGGAUCAAAUUCAAAGCAUGUCGAUCUUCGAGUACAACGGAAGCGCCGUCGUGGCCAUGGUCGGCAAGAACUGCUUCGCCAUUGCCAGCGACCGAAGGCUCGGCGUUCAGCUCCAAACCAUAGCCACCGAUUUCCAACGCAUUUCCAAGAUUCACGAUAAGCUCUUCAUCGCUCUCUCUGGCCUCGCCACCGAUGCUCAGACUCUGUAUCAGCGUCUCGUUUUCCGGCACAAACUGUAUCAGCUUCGUGAAGAGAGGGAUAUGAAACCGGAGACCUUUGCCAGCUUGGUCUCUGCCUUGCUCUAUGAGAAAAGGUUUGGUCCAUAUUUUUGCCAGCCUGUAAUUGCUGGAUUAGGGGACGAUGACAAACCAUUCAUUUGCACAAUGGAUUGUCUUGGAGCAAAGGAGCUUGCAAAAGAUUUUGUUGUUUCUGGCACUGCAUCCGAGUCCCUGUAUGGUGCUUGUGAGUCAAUGUUUAAGCCUGACAUGGAACCAGAGGAGUUGUUUGAGACCAUCUCCCAAGCACUGCUAUCGUCUGUAGAUCGUGAUUGUUUAAGUGGUUGGGGAGGACAUGUCUACGUUGUUACACCAACUGAAGUAAAGGAAAAGAUUUUAAAGGGAAGGAUGGAUUAACUUUGUAAGACAACUGGGUUUCUGUUUGGUUUGGAGCUGAAUAGCAUGGCAUUUACCAUUGUUGUAGAGUGGUACCUUGUUAUUGUGGCUUUUAGUUAAAAUGUACCCUGACUGUUUUUAUAGACGGUCUCAAUUGUUCUAUAUUUAGAUUACCAGGGAAAGGAGAUUCUUGAGUUUCUAUGCUUCAGGCAGACAGGGUUGAAUGAUACGAGAAUUGCCU
Messenger RNA from Vigna umbellata (rice bean), 926 nucleotides. Its product is annotated as proteasome subunit beta type-3-A. Gene Ontology annotation, cellular component: cytoplasm; proteasome core complex, beta-subunit complex; proteasome core complex. The record is from RefSeq and is a predicted model, not a curated record. NCBI's taxonomy places the organism in Eukaryota, Viridiplantae, Streptophyta, Magnoliopsida, Fabales, Fabaceae. Gene Ontology annotation, biological process: proteasome-mediated ubiquitin-dependent protein catabolic process.